CACAAUGGCAACAUCAACACAAAGAACACAAAUCAAUAAUUGAUUUCCUUGACCGUAAAUAAAUGGGAAAUGUUCAAUGGUUUCUUUUUACGUAUUGGAUAAAUAUAGCAGGUGCAUCUGACAAAGUAGCAGCUUCACUCAUGCACUGAAAAAUAAAAAGCAUGUCUAUGAAAUGAUGAUGAGAUAUUCGCAUUUGAUUAAGAAUGACUGAACAUUGGUCAAGAGAAUUUUAACAUUUUGAGACCAGGAUUUUAUUGGUUGCUGCAAUCAGGACUUCUACAUAGAUCAAAUCUUAACAACAGUUUCCUGUAUAUUGAUGUAAACUAUAAUCCUACUAAUUAACAGGACAGUAAUUACCGUACUGGAGUACCUAAGCUACCUUGAACCUUGAUAAUUUGUUAACCUGAUGAAGAAGAAUGGGUAAAGGAAGACAUCAGACAACAACAGACAAUGGACAACUCACUCCUCCGGACGGGGGAUGGGGUUGGGCUGUUGUCUUAGGAUCAUUUAUGUUACAUAUUAUUGCUGAUGGAAUUGUCUACUCAUUUGGAGUAUUUUACAUUGAGUUUUUAGAUGAGUUUAAGGAAAGUAAAGGAGACACAGCCUGGAUAGGGUCACUUGUUCCUGGAGUUUGUCUCCUUGUUGGUCCUGUAUCAAGUGCUUUGACAAAUCGUUAUGGAUGUCGGAAAGUUACUGUAGUUGGAGCACUGCUAGCAUCAUUAGGAUUUAUUCUGAGUUUAUUUGCACCAAAUAUCUACUACUUAUACGUUACAUUUGGUAUCUUAUCAGGUUUGGGUUUUGGAUUAAUGUACUUGCCAGCCAUUGUGAGCGUGUCACAUUAUUUUGAUACAAAGAGAUCAUUUGCUACCGGACUAGCUGUGUGUGGGUCAGGUAUAGGUACAUUUAUAUUUGCUCCUCUGUCUAAAUUUUUGGUAGAUGAAUACAAGUGGCAGGGAGCUGCUCUUAUAGAAGCAGGGAUUAUUUUGAACUGUAUUCUUUGUGGUGCUUUAUUUAGACCAUUAACUUACAGUGUGUCAGAUAAUGAUGAAGAAAAUGGUGGACUACAUAGUACUGAAAAGGAAGUGCUUCUUGAAAAGAAAUCACAGAAUGGAAGUACUGGAGAUCACAUUCCAGUUAUUAAAGUGAAUGGGGAAAGAAAACCGAUUAAAGAUCAUGUACUUGAUCAAUUAAGGAUGACAGAAACAAAUAAUGUAAAUAUGUUCAGAAGUGAUGGAGCUAUUCAUACAGUUAAUGGGAAUUAUUCAGAACCAUCAUCACCAUUGUCAGCCAUUGUUGUUCCAUCAUUUAAUCGUCAACAUUCUUUUACACCUGUCCAGAGAACAACUGGUUCAAGUGUUUUCAAUAGAAAAGAUAUAUUUUAUAGCGGAAGUUUAAUGAACAUUCCACAGUACAAGUCCAGUCCAGAGAUGUAUAUAACGAGUAUUCAGUCCAUACCAGAAAUGAUAUCUGAUGAUAAAGAAUGGUGUCUUAUACGCUGUCUCAAUUUGUCACCAGAAAUGAAGGAUGCCAUUCAUCAAAUGUUAGACUUUUCCUUGCUUAAGGAUGUUAUAUUUGUACUGUUUGUUAUUUCAAACAUUUGCACCAGUAUUGGUUUUAACAUGCCUUAUAUAUAUCUACCAGCUUGUGCCCAGGAAGCUGGAAUAGACGAAAACAGUAGUGCCUUUUUAGUUUCUAUAAUUGGUAUAACCAAUACAAUUGGUCGUAUUGUUUUUGGCUGGAUGGCGGACAGACCAUGGGUUAAUAGACUGAUGUUGUACAACACUGCCUUGGUUAUAUGUGGUGUUGCUACUGCCUUGAGUCCUUUAAGUGACAGUUUACCAUACCUCCAAGGUUAUGCAGCUGUAUUUGGUGCAUUUAUAGGUGUAUAUGUAGGACUUACAUCUGUUGUAUUAGUGGACUUGUUAGGGAUAGAUAAACUGACCAAUGCUUUUGGUUUACUUCUAAUGUUCCAGGGAGUGGCUACUCUGAUUGGCCCACCAAUUGCAGGCUGGUUGUAUGAUGCGACAGGAAGUUAUGAUAUAUCAUUUUAUGUUGCUGGAACUGUGGUAGCUUUUAGUGGUGCUAUACUAUACAUCAUUCCUGUAAUACAGAAAUGUACCGGACGGAAGUCAUAUUCAAGAAACACAGAGUUUGUUGUUGAUAAUCCAGAUACUUCUAACAAUGAAUUGAAAGAAGUAGAAAUGUCAGAGAUAAAGCAGACUUGAAAAAAAUUGUGAUAGAUGUCUCAUUUGAAUAUGAAUUAGUGUAUCAAAAUACACAAGAUUAGAAUUAUUUUUGUGAUCAUCAAUUUCACAACGAAAUGUUAAUGAUUUAAAUCAAAUAUAUGUACAUAGUACACUUAAUUAUAUAUAUAUGUAUAUUUGCUAUGUUAAUAAAGCUGGUUCAUAUGGUUGAAUACAGAUCUUAUACAAACUAUCUAUUAUAUAGGUUAUACAAAAAUAUAUAUAGGUUUGUACUACUAAACACGUUAAGAAGCAAUUUGAUUAAAAAAAAUUAAAGCUACAUCAAAGAACAAGAUAAUAAAAGAUAAAAUGAUAACUUUAAUUUGGUAAAUGGUCAGUUUUGUAGGUUGUCAUUUGAAGAAUCAAAAGAAAGGAUGACAUUUUAAAUCUAAAUAACUAUACUAAAUUGGAAACAAAGAAAUGCCAGUACUUUCGUUUUUAGAUUGCAACAGAUUUUUUAGCAGUUAAGUAUUGAUUUACUUUUAUGUUUCAGACAACAAAAGAAGUAGUUAUAAGACUGUGUUUGGUUUAACAAUCAUAUAAACUAUAUUGUCUUCUGUGUCCACUAAUUAUUAUUUUAUAUGAAUAGUUCUUAUAUGACAGUGAAAGGUACUAUAUGUGUUGUUUGUUAUUUUUUUGUCUUUGUUUGAGUGACUAUAUUAUUUUUAGGGAAUCAGAUGUUAGUUGGUUUAUAUUUUCUGUUGUGCUGUCCAGUAUUUUUUGUGAUUUGUGUUAUCAUUUUUAUGUAUUAAAAUUACUAGCCUGUCUUAUCCCAUCACAGUAUAAUCUAGGCUUUGGUGACUUGGUUAGAAUUUCUCAUGUAAAGCAAAAAACAGACAAUGAUAAUAUUUUAUUGUUUCAAUAUCAUAAAAUUAUCAUUUAAUUGAUUCAGUAUAGUAAUAUAUGUACAGUUUCUUUGUUUUAAAAUGAUUAAAUCUGUGUGAAAUUUCUGAGAUUUUUAUGUAUUUUUGUGGGAAAACAGAAUUUUGAUUGUACUUAACUUCAAUUAUAUCUGAGGAAACAAUGCCCUGUUUAAAAAAAAACUAAUUUGGAAAAAUAUCUUUAAAAAACUCAUUGACAAUCUAGUUAUUGCUACAAUGGAAUUAUAUUAAAAAAUAAAACACUAUCUUUGAAUUCAUAAAAAUAAAUUCUCUGAUAUAUUUUUUAACUUUUCUUUUUGUCAAACUUGUACAAAAUAAAACAUCAUUUUUGUAAGACAAGAAAGACACUUGAUGGUUUUAUUAAUUUUUAGGGCAAUGAUUUAGUUUCUAGACUAUAUUUAGAAGUUUAAACACAUUUAUUAUAUGUAUGAGUGAAUAUUUAGCUAUGUAAUUUUUCUCUUUAAUUGAAAAAGUCUACAAAAUAUAUUACCUCUGAAUGGUUUUUGCAGGUAAAGGAGACAAUCAAAGAUAUAUAUUUUUUCCCAUUUUGUUUAUAUAUAUAUGUAUAUGAUUAUAUUAAUUAUAUAAAUAUGUAUAUGUAUAUUUUCUCGAAACUGUUUUUAUAAACAUAUUGAUUUGUAUUAAUAAAUUCUUUUGACCUUCAUAUAUCCUAGAUGUAGUUCAAUUACCUAACAUUCUAAAAUACUGUGGAUACCAAUUGUUCAAUCCAAUAAAAAAUGUGACAUCAUAAAAUUGUGUAUCUUCAAUAAUUUAGUAAAAUGAAAAAGAGUAAUCUCCCUUGCUUUAAAAUCUGGGUUUUUUUUCUAAUGUGCUUCAACUAGGGAAUCAUAUCUGUUAACCUUUUGGGUGUCUAUAGAAGGAUGGGAAUUGGGUACCACAUUUGAUAAUUAACAGUAAAAUGUUUGCUAAAAUGUAAUUAACAAUUUCUCCAUUAGAUGCUUACUGUAGUAAUAAAAUACCAUGUUUUGAAUGACAAUUUAGAAAUUUAAGGCUAGUUUGAGGUUGUACUGGAAGCUAAAGGGAGGACUUCCUAAUUGCCUCAUAUAUUUGUAUGAAUAUUGGAAUCAUCUUGGGUUUUCUAUCCCAUGAAGCUGUUAUAGUGUUUGUUAAUUUUUCAUUCAAUUGUUGUUUUAUUGAUCAUUGUUUUGUAUGUUUUACUUGUUUGUUUUGUAGAAAUAUAAGUUUGAUUUGUAGUUUUAUUAAAGACAAAACAUAACUUUAUGAACUUGUAAAUCUGAGAAAACAAGUGAUCUUUUAAUAAUUUCUUUUUAAUGUUUAGAAGAUUUUACAGCUGAAUAAUCAUGUCUAGUUAAUGAUAUGAGUUUUAUUUUGUAUACAUUUUUUAAUUAAAAUUUUUCAAACAUUUGGAAGAUGCUUUUAAUGCCAGAAAAAUAUACAUAUAUAUAAAUCAUAUUUUUUACACAAAACUAUUUUUUUAUGAGAGUCAAAAGCAUUCAAAAUGUCUUAAAAGAAUCAAGCAUGUGAUUGCUAUCCAACUAGGAAAAGGUGUGAUUGAGCUUUAGAAGAACUUUUCAGUAUAAUUACAUUCACUGACUGCCAAUUUUAGCUGUUUUGUGUUCUUUUCAAAAGAUUUUAAAUAGUAUGCAAAUGCAUUCUAAUAGUAAUAUAGAGUCAAUCUUGGACAUUAAAUACUGGCAAUGGUUGAAAAACUUAAAAUAAAGUUUAUUACUUUUACGACAUGUAGAUUCUUGGUUGUUAAUGUCCUCUUAAAAAAAUUUCUGUGUGUUUUAUUUCAAUAUUAUUAUCUUCCAUCGAAAUGCAAUAUUUUAGCUGAUAGUUUGUGCAAUAAUUUGUAUAAUAGCUUUACAACUUUUAUUAUAUUUAUCUAUUUUAUUAUUUUUAAAUUAUACACAAACAUUUUUCUGUAGUAGAUCAAUUUCAUAACCUGUCACAUUUGUUAUACAUAUGCAUUUAGAAUGUUAUUGUUUAUCUUAUUUGAAUGUUAAGUUAUCUGAAUCAUAGGGCUACAUAAGCUAUUGUCAUCACUUGGCAUGUUACAUCUUUCAUUAAUAUGAUUAAAGACUUGAAAUUUUCAUGUUUUUCUGCUUUGAAUAAACAAGGUAAGCUAUAUUCAAGUUUAACAAAAGUAAUGAUUGGCUUCCGUUUUGCCUCACUUCAGGCAGAUCAGGUGAAAUUAUAAAUAAGUUAUGAUUCCGCUUAGAAUCAUAUUCAGUUCUGUUUUUGAUUUUUACAGAUUCCAUUUUUUCUCUGAAAAACUAAAUCAAAUCUUGCUGAAAUGUUAUCCUUUAAAAACCUCUUUCAAAUCUUGUUUGUAAAGGACCAAUUUCUACUAAAUUUUAAAUAUAAAAAUCAACAGAGGAAAAUAGUGUUAUUGGGACCUAUAGUCUUGGUUUAUUAUACUUUUAAAAUUAAGAUUUAAAUUGUUAAAAAAAUGAAACAGUUAUUAAGAACAGUUUAUUUGUGGCAUUAGAUUUUGAGUACAGAUGAAAAUUUACUUUAACAAAAAUCAAGUCCAUGUUUGAAAGAAAGUGUUCAAUUCAGGACCAAUUUUAACUUGAAAUGAAAGUGAAAUUCUCCAUUAAUUGGUGAUUAAGAAUGUAAAUAUUUUUCUUGACUAGAUAUAUAUGCUAAAUAUUUAUAUUCAAAAGAGUAUCACACACAUGUAAUAUGAAUGUUCUGUGAAUAUUUCUUUAAAUGAUAUAUUAAUGAUUUACUGUUAUGUACAAACAAUUCCUUCUACAAUAACUCAUUAAAAUCAAACUAAUCUUUACAGAAAUGAUUAUUCUGGUAUUAUGAUGAUAUUAAAUGUGUACAAUUUUAUUAACAAAAUUGUUUGAUAAAAAAAGUAAAAGUUAUUGUAUUUAAAAGAUAUGUAGAUAA
This is a messenger RNA of Mytilus trossulus (common blue mussel), 6007 nucleotides long. RefSeq names its product monocarboxylate transporter 13-like. Gene Ontology annotation, biological process: transmembrane transport; monocarboxylic acid transport. Gene Ontology annotation, molecular function: monocarboxylic acid transmembrane transporter activity. The record is from RefSeq and is a predicted model, not a curated record. Gene Ontology annotation, cellular component: membrane. NCBI's taxonomy places the organism in Eukaryota, Metazoa, Mollusca, Bivalvia, Mytilida, Mytilidae. The transcript is spliced from 6 exons. Bases 417 to 2225 code for a protein of 602 amino acids.